GAACCUUUUUAUUGAAUCAAAUAAAAUAUAGUUCCACCCUCUCCAUUGCCUCCUCUAUCUACCCUUCAAGAUCCCAUCCACCAUUAAACGAACCCAAAAAAAAAAAAAAGAAACUUCCUCUCUCUCUCUCUCUCAUUCAUGGCACUUCUCACUCUCCCAUUUUCUUCAGAAACACAAAAAGUUCAACCCACAAAGCGCAAAAAACAACACCAACAAAAACCUAAACCUAAAUCCAAACAACCAAACACAUCGUCAUGGGAUCAUUUCAAGAACUUGUUGACUUGCAAACAAAUGGACGUUGUGGGGCCCAAUAAGGAGCAUGAAGAGGUUAAUGGGUAUUCAAAGCUGAAAUCUUGUAGCUCCAUAUGUAGUUUUAGGGAUGUUGUGCAUGGGAAUACAAGGGUGGUUCAUAGGGCUGAUAACUCACCGGAGAGUAGCACUGCCGGUGUGAACUCCGGCCGGAAAAAACAGUUGACUGAUCCUUCAAAGAGUCAUGGAAGUUACACAUCAUGUUCAAGAGGCAUGCAGUUCAGAAAGCUUUCUGGAUGUUAUGAAUGUCAUGCCAUUGUUGAUCCUUCAAGGUAUACGAUACCAAGAAGCACCAUUUGUGUGUGUUCGAAGUGUGGAGAGGUUUUCCCAAAAAUGGAGAGCUUGGAACACCAUCAAGCUGUGAGACAUGCUGUAUCGGAGCUGAGUCCGGAUGAUUCGGGUCGAAACAUAGUGGAAAUUAUAUUCAAAUCCAGUUGGCUAAAACCCAACCAUCCGAUCUUCACAAUCGAACGGAUCUUAAAAGUGCACAACACGCGCCGCACGAUCCAACGUUUCGAAGACUGCCGUGACACCGUCAAGACACGCGCCACCGCUACCGCCACGCGCUGCGCUGCCGACGGCAACGAGCUCCUCCGCUUCCACUGUACCACCGUCAGCUGCUCUCUCGGAUCCCGGAACUCCUCCGCCCUCUGCUCCGCCGUCCCCGGCUGCGGCGUCUGCACCGUCAUCCGUCACGGGUUUCAAAACCCUAAGUCCGGUGGAAUCGUCACCGCCGGCGGCGGCGUGGGUGGUGGUGGCGUACGGACGACGGCGAGUAGUGGAAGGGCACAUGAUUGUUUAGGGGUUGACCACCGUGAGCGUCGGGCGAUGCUGGUUUGUCGGGUGAUUGCUGGAAAAGUGAAGCGCGUGACGGAAGACGCGCCGGCGGAGGAGGAUGGGGCGUACGACUCGGUGGUUGGGAAUGAUGGGUUGUACUCUAGUGUUGAGGAGUUGUACGUUUUUAAUCCUACGGCUAUUCUUCCUUGCUUUGUUGUCAUAUACAAGGCCUUUGAAAGUUGACUUGGUCAAUGAGUGUGGCAUUGUUUAUUUAUUUAAUUUAAACUAUGAUGCGGGUUUAUUUUUAUCUUUACACUAA
Helianthus annuus (common sunflower) is the source of this 1405-nucleotide messenger RNA. RefSeq lists its product as uncharacterized. The transcript has 3 exons. Lineage: Eukaryota; Viridiplantae; Streptophyta; Magnoliopsida; Asterales; Asteraceae. The coding region runs from base 139 to 1329 and encodes 396 amino acids. The record is from RefSeq and is a predicted model, not a curated record.